Salvelinus fontinalis (brook trout) is the source of this 3271-nucleotide messenger RNA. Its product is annotated as calcium homeostasis modulator protein 6-like. The transcript is spliced from 2 exons. The record is from RefSeq and is a predicted model, not a curated record. Gene Ontology annotation, molecular function: monoatomic cation channel activity. The coding region runs from base 98 to 1078 and encodes 326 amino acids. Lineage: Eukaryota; Metazoa; Chordata; Actinopteri; Salmoniformes; Salmonidae.
GGACAGGGGAACUGAAAGUAUAGCUGUCGCGUCAAUUUAUAUGCUCCCAUGACUUGCUGUCAACAGAAGUGCCUGUGAGUCCUGUGCGUCUGGAAAGAUGGAUAAAUUCAAAACGGUUCUUAAAAUUGUUCAGAAACAGCAGACUAGUCUCGGGUUUGGUUUAGUUGCGUUGUUAACUGCAGGCGGGGAACAGAUAUUUUCGUCAGUGGUGUUCAAAUGUCCUUGCAGCGGCUGGAACUUUUCCUACGGCAUGGUGUUUCUCUUAGUGCCUGCUCUGGCACUGUUGGUGUUAGGUUACAUCAUGAGCAAUAAAACAUGGAAAUUGUUUACAGGUUUGUGUUUACGCAAAUCCAAAUUUUGUCAUUUUAAAUAUGUUUGCUCCUGUGGGGUGGUCUUCUUUCAGAUCACCACAACAGCAGUAGUUGCACCUGUCAGUUGGAUUGCAGUCGCUUUGCUCAAUGGCAAUUACUUUGAAUGCGCCAUGACUGGCGUCAAUGCAACGGUUUUCACAAACCACCUUUGCGAUGGAAAGAGUCCGCAGUGCCAGAGUGAACUUUAUAAAUUCCCCUGCGGGAGAGCCACCCACGUGCCCCAAUCCGAAAGCAAUGAUGUGCUGGCAACCAUCCGCGCUGAGUCGCAGAUCCUGGGUUGGCUACUGAUUGCCUCCAUCAUGGUCUUCAACCUCCUACUUACCUGUGUUGCCCGGUGUAACUCCCCAGUCAGCUACCUGCAGCUGAAGUUCUGGAGGGUCUAUGCCCAGCGGGAGAGCGACCUGCUGGAAAACUACACGGCAGAUCACGCCGAAAAGCUUGCAGAGAGGAACCUGAACAGCUUCUUCCAGCAGACGCGUCCAGAGCCUGUCACGACCCCAUCUAACCAGGCCUGGGAGAAGAUCUCGUCCCUCUACAGGUUCAGCACCAGAGACCACUACUACAGCAUCCUGCACAAGUACGUGGAGAAGUGCCAUGACCCUGCAGAGGCCAGGGACCACAGGAUGUCCUCUGUCAGGUCAGACGGUCCAGACACUGCUAAUCCAGCCGUGCUCGCUUUUGUGGAUGAGGGCAAGAUGAUGCUGUGAAUGGGCAUCCAUAUGACCAUAGGAACAGCAUCACUAUCAUGACCCUAUCUGUAACCAUCCUUAUUUUUAUCAUCAAAGUCAUGACUCAUUAUAGAGGAUUGUUGUCAGCAUUCUAAUCUUCGUCAUCAUCAUCAUCAUCAUUAUUGCUGUACAUCAGGGGAUUUUUCAGGAGAAAGACCAAUUACAUCUGAUUAACCACUCUCAGGUCUUCACUUGAAUAACAAUACUUCCCAAUUUUAUAUUGUUACUUGAAAGUUCACUCACUGUAUCACGAGUGCUGCUUGCAGCUUUUUAUUUGAAAUUCUAUGCUCAGAAAGGAUUUUUUAAAUUUUAUUUACAGUUUAUCAUACUUUCUUUCUCUUUCUCUUUCUCUUCUACUUUUCUUUUCUCUUUAGUAUUUCUAUGGUCCUCAGACUUGACCUACAUACAGGUGGUCUGUGGUAUUAAACAGGAAAUGCAUCGUCUGGUUCUAUGAAAUGGGGCGGCAGGUAGCCUAGUGGUUAGAGUGUUGGGCCAGUAACUGAAAGGUUGCUAGAUCAAAUCUCCGAGCUGACAAGGUAAAAAUCUGUAGUUCUGUCCCUGAACAAGGUAGUUAACCCACUGUUCCUAGGCCGUCAUUGUAAAUACAAAUUUGUUCUUAACUGACUUGCCUAGUUAAAUAAAAAAGAAGGAGCAUAUUUACUUCCUGUUAGCUAGUGCACUGCAAAAUACUUUCAAGUAAAAGCCUGUUACCAGUGUACAUGUAGUAUCUUUAUGACAGUAACCCACAAGAAUAUUUAGUUGGACCUUACAAGGUCUCCAAAGUAUAUUUGUGUUAUUGUUAUUUAUAUUAUUGCCCUGUAGACCGACCAUUGCCACACGUGAACUGCGUUGAACAUCAGCUCUGAAUUGAAUAAUAACUUAGCGAAAUUGUUUGAUUCGUAUCUCUGUGUAAAGUAGUACUAGUCAGAGAUUGUCAGUAUUUCUGUUACAUGUAUUUGACAUACAGAUUUCAGUUACUUUUAAUAUAUAUAUUUUUAAUUUUAACAAGGUACUUCAGAGAAUGGUAUUUUGUAUUUUCAAAAUACUACAAAUACUUUUCUCCAAAAAAUGUAUAGUGGUUCACAGUUGUGUGGCCCAAUAUCAGGCCAAAUUUGCUGCAUCGGUAUCAGAAGUCUUAUGGUACUAUCGUGUGAGGCCAUGGAAGUUGUUGUUGGAUGAGUGGAGGAGCAUGAAAGUAUGCACUUUAAGUAUAAGGAUAAUGCAGCAAUUUGGUCCAAAAGGGGAAAGUAAACUUGACUUUGAAAGGGAACACGCUAUGUUAUUGCCACAAUGUCACUGCACUCACUGUCAUUCGGGAAGUGAGUCCUGUGCCUCGACUUUCUUUCAAACACCUUUUCACCUCCACCUGCACCUCUGGUUACGUCACGCUCACAGUAUCUCAUUUCUGACAUCAAUGCAAACGAAUUUGAGGUAACAGGGGGCCACAAAGCUCUGAAGACUAACAUAUACAUUGAUAAAUUGGUCAUUAGGGUAUUUUUUUUAAAUUUUGUAACAAGAUACAUUUUGAUUUAGUACAUUAGGUACUUGAUGUGGCUAGUACAGCCCUGUUAAAAGCUUCUCUGUGGGAGAAAUCAAUGCACUCAGAGCCUUUUAGGGUGAGGAGAGUAUAGCUUCAUCCUGUGGGAAUUGUAGAGCGUAGAAACUCAUCACAGCCUUCUAUAGGAAAUGGGAGAGGAAACUCUUCUGUUUACCAACCACUGACUCAGAACACGUGUUUGAUCUGCCCAUUUCUCCUUUUUCUGAAAAAAUGGUAGGUCUUAUGCAAGUCUAAUGUAAUGUCUAGCUAGCUAAAUGAUUGUCUAUAAAACUGUGCUCUGUGUUUAUAUUGUUGGGGUAUGCAUGAUAUGCAUCUGCGUGAGGUUCCAUAGCUCAUUAUUAACAUUAUUGUUGAUUUCCAUUUAAUUUUGCAACUGCUAAUGAAUGCAGUGCAGCCUUGGUGCCGAAAUACCACAUUGCUUCGUGUGUGUGUGUGUGCGCGUUUAUGCAUGUAAGAGAAAGUGGAAAAGAAAGAGAGGGCGAGAAAGAGAGAGAGCAAAGGGUGAUUUCAUAUACUGUAUAAUGUUGUAUCUGGCUCAAGCUGUAUGGGAAUUUAAUACAGAUAAUAAAUCGUGUUGCUGAAAUCACUGUGCUGCUCAAAUAACUAUUGAAAUA